UUCACUCGGUAAGGCCAAACUUUCGAGUCGUUCGCGUCCUGUGGUGAUUAAUCAGCGAUCCGCGCACGGUUCCAAAUUUGCGAAUUUCCCCAGAAAUGUGCGAGUGAAAAGUGAAUUUGGUGACGAUUACGGUGUUAUUUCGUGAGGUGUCGCGCAUCUCGUUUGCUGGGUGUGAAGCCAUUUAUGCAAAGUGGAGAUUUGAGAGGAUAGUACCAAAAAAAAAAAAACGAGAUGAAUCAAAUUAUGAUUAGCAUUCGGGGAAGAUGGGUUCUUAACCGUUUGACUGAAAUGUAACACAGUUUCACCGUGUCGGAAGUGACGAAGUAAAGUGGUAACAUUCAACUCUUGGCAGCCAUCGUCAUCGUGGCGCUUUCAGGUGUAGUGUCAUUGCAGUGGAGGCGAAAAAAAAAACGGGGCGACUGUCGUCUCCGUUGUCACUCAGUGCUCAGCAGAAAUUUUCUGAUAUUACGGGAAUGUGGAAAAAGUGAGUUUGACAUAGUUCAGUAAAAGUAAAAUCAAAGCCAUAGCGACGACGAAGUCGGAGUGCGGGGGAGAGUUGAGGGAAAAAAAAGUAAUUCAGUGCGAAACAGAAAGAAAAAUGAUUUGAAUAUUGCAGUCUUUUGGAAGCGUGGAAAAGUAGCGCUGAAGUGGCACACAUAAAAAAAAAAGAUCAAGCAAGACUUCAAUUCUGUGCGACAGCCAGAGCCGGCGGAGGAGAAAAGGGAUCAAUCGAUUUUCGAACGGAAAGGAUGACGGUUCAGCAACCCACGAUUAACUAACACUUUAUUGGCACUGAGGACACUCUGGGAAAAACAAACAACAAAGUGAAAAGUGAAAAACCACCCUCGAUCGGGGCACGUGCACGAGCCUCCCACAGGAAGGACAACGGCAUCGACAGGACCCAAGGGGUCGUCAGUGAGUGAAAGUUCGCCAAGUAUUUCCGACUCAUAAACGGUAUGGAAACAAAGCAUAAUGUUUGCACAACAGAUUUCGCUUAUCCCACCCAAACGGGGUCGCACAUGUGAUAUGUGAAUGGUGAUAUAUGGUUUGAAGCAGCUGCUUGCGAACGUGUGGGUGGCCAGCGAGAAAAAAGGAGGGGUGGAACCGAGAGAACAUAUAAAAAAAAAACACAAAACACGUCACACUAUAUCCUGCAGUCAGCCAUUUGUCAGCGCACACGGACUGUUUUUCAACGCUUUUCGAACUCCUGAAAAGCGGAGAUCACAUCUCCGGGGGAGCGAACACAUAAAAAAAUACUGAGAACGUUGCAAUAGGAAAAAUAAGUCAGAACCAGCAGACAUCAUGGAAUCCAUCUACGGUACCAACAAGAAAUAUUUGCAGAGUCUAACCGCAGGAAGUGACUUUUACAGAUGUCCCAGCACAAUUAGACCGAUGGCGGCGGAAUACUCCUCGUACCAGAACACCAUCGGCCGGCGGUCGACGCUGAUUGGAGGCGGCGGCGGUGGCAGCAGCGGAGGACCCUACACCCACUUAAGCAAGUACUCCUAUCCGACCGACGUGAGUCUCAGCAGCCAUUACGGGUACACAUCCUGGGGUUUAUGGCGCGAUACCCGGAAUUUGUCUUCGUCAGUGUACGGCAAGAAGCAGAAAAAUUUCAGAUCAGUCUCCAUUUUAUUGAUGUCGGCUGCCUUUAUCGUGGUGCUGGCCGUGCUCUGUGUGGUCGGACUGGCCUUCUACUUCAGUGCAUUCAAGACGGAUCUCAACGAUUCCAUUCUCGUCUUCGACUGCACCUUCCGGGUGACCCGUGGCGAUAUCUACACGACCGGUCUGCGCUCCAACAGCACCCCCGUCUACCGCCAGAAGUCGGCCUUCUACGAGAAGCUGGUCGGCACAUCGCUGCAGCAAAGCGGCCUAACGGUCUCCCGGACGGACAUUAUGGAUUUUGGCGAGGGGCCAACGAUUGUGCUCAGCUUCCGCGUGUUUCUCGACAUGCGGAUGAUUAAAAUAACGAUUCACAACGUGGAGGAACACAUUCGACAGGCGCUGCUCAGCGAGCUGGCCAAUCCGAACUCGCAGUUUAAGAAUAUUCGAAUCGAUCCGGAUACUAUUGAGAUUAAACGGUUGCUCGAUAAGGACGUGUUGAGGAUGGCGUUUCUUAUCAGAGAAGAGCCAUUUCCAUCAUUAAUUAAAAGUCCGGAGGACCGCGGCGGGCCGGCGAAAAAAUCCGGUGUCAUCGAAAAGACCAUCCAUAAAUUCACGCCAAUGGUUUCCACCUCGACCGUACCGUCGACGGGAAGCAAUGAAAAGAAACAACCCCACCAACAGCAGCCACAAUCGCCACAGUUGCUGGACGGGGAGUCUGACAUUGACAUGGAUAAUUUACCGAUUAUACAAGGAUCAUUUGAGAUAACGAAAACAGAAGCGGACAUCACCCAGAAGAGGAACGGUGGUGGCGGUGGAACGCCCCAGGCUGUGUCCACAUUGAAACCGUUUGCUGUCAGCCCGGCUCAGAUAAAGGUGCGAGGUGGCGGCGAGAAAAAAUCCCAUGAAAAUGCUAAAUCUCCGCACACGGAAGAGGAAAAUGUGCCGCCCCCAACGGGAGGCAAAUCGAGGUAUGAAACAGCUACGGCGAAGGUUGAAAAAACGGACAAAUAUGAUGCAACAACGAAGAAAUUUAAAACUAAUUCUAGCGGCAGCAGCCGAGGCACGUCGCCAAGCUCUACGACAACACGCCGUACGACGAGCACCAGUUCUACCACCCCCUCAACAACGACAAGUACCACCCUCAGACCCACCACAACCUCCAGAACCACAACUAGGACCACCGUGGCCACCACUACGGAAAGCACGACGAUAAAAAGUACCACAACGGCGGCGCGCACAACAAGUCCUCCCUCCCCGCCAUCGGCUGAUGAGCGAAUAUCAUUUUCGCAGGAAACCGAGGACGCAACGGAGUUCUCAUUUGACGCCAAAAAUGACACCCUGUUGGUGGAAUUUCUGCAAGCAAUCAUCAAUGAAACUCUCCCGGAUAAUUUGGUCGCCAAGAAGCGAAUGGACGAUAACAUUCCCAAAUUGGACGUCAGUUUGUUCACCAGUGCUCCCAUCCUCGACAGACAGCCCUGGCAACCGAUACACCCGACCGCGCCCAAGGCAAUGUCAGCUCAGCAGCCCACGGUGGCCAAAGCGCCCAGGAAGAAUCUAACCCUCACGGAGGACGUGAUCUAUCGAAACGCGUACCCCGAAACGGGCAGCUCCGCGUACACGGAGAGCCCCAGCGGACAGAUCUACUACCAGAGCUACACCAAUCCUAGCUUCGGUUCUUCCACGCUGGGAAUCGAACCGCUAGGCGUGAUGGAUGUCAAACCGUAUCCACUUCCGGUGGAUAAAAUAUCUAUCGAUACCCUUCCCGACUUGAAGCGUGUAAACCCGAUGGGCUCUGGCGAAGCCGAUCCACAACUGCUGGAUAUGACGCUGGACGAGCAGAAGUUCGAGCAUUUGGGUGGAGGGGUGAUUGUGAAGAAGCCAGAGAAUAGAAGCGUGACUCAGAGAACAACGACGGAGCCACUGAGGACCAGUGUGGUUACGGUGACGCCGAUUUAUUUGGAUAGCAGUAGUGAGAAUCUACUCAACUCGACGGAGGAAUACGUUGAGUACUACCAGCUGGAGGGGAUGAAUAGCACGACCGAAGCGACGACCACCAUGGCCGAGGAGUUGAACGAUACGGUCGACUAUGGACUGAGCGUUGAGUCUAGGGUUAUUCCGGAUGAUGAGGGUAUUACAACCGAUGUUGCGGCUGUGGUGUCAACCGUGGAUGAUGUGAAGGCGGAAGUUUCAUCUGACGAACUGGGGUCGAGUGAAACUUCAGAGCAAGUUGACGGUAAGUCGAUGCCGACUUCGACGGAAGCGAUGUCAACGGUCCAGGAUUCCACCACGGAGCACCCGAAAACAACCACUGGAAAGAGGGUGACAUUCAUUGAGAUCGAAACAUUGAAAUACAAUCCGACGACGACUGCGCCAACGGCACCGACUGUAACCGUUCCGGAGCUGUUCCCCAUCAACAAGUGGGAGUUUGUCAACGGAUCUCGAGUGACCCCAUCCAACAAUCACUCCACUCGGAAGGUGUUCAACGAGACACUGCAAGCGUGGAUUGUGGAAAAUAUUCAUCCUCCGACAACGCUUCCGAGUGUUAAAAUCGAAGACCUGAAGCACAAACGUGACAACGCUACGAAUCUUCAGAAUCUCUCAGCGAUAUUCGACACCUUGGCAUCCAAACUUGGGAUACAAACCGAGGGUUCCAGUAAAGCACCGCCAUUCCUUUCGCUGGCCAAAAUUAAGAAUCAAUACAAGAGCGUCAAUCGGGCGGAGACAACAGCAGCGAUGAAACGAACGCGGGGAACCAUCAGACCCAAGAGGAAGAAGAACAAAAAUACAACCAGAGUGCCCACGACAAUCGUCACAACACCUUCGACCUCCACAACAUCCACGACAACCACGACUUCAACGACGACGACUCCAGUUCCCACGACCACGACCACCUUCUUCGCCAAACUUGUGCCCACCAUCACCAACGAGGACCCCGGGGACGUCGUUCCCGUCAUGCUGCUCCCCCCUUCGCCCGAGUACUCAUCCGAGUUCUACGUUGGCCAGGCCGAAGUCGAGGUAAUCGAUCCGAACAAGUACGAGGAGAUGCUCCGGCAGCUUUCGACGACUCCCACCGGUGCGGUCCACUCGGCCACGACCACCCCUGCCCCCUCCACGCUGGUCACCCUGCUGCCGGCCAAAUCCAACUCGGGGAUUAAAAAUUUCCGACCAAAAACCAAACUACAACAUCCGCUGCCAAUACCAGUGGCAGCCGGCAGCGGUAGCGGCGGCAGCUCGUUAGCAGCUCAUAAACAGCAGCCGCCCUCCGAAGGCAGAAAAAUGAGCGUGAGCUUGAAAUUAAUGAAUGCAAAUAAAAGCGAUGCCGAGGGCGGCAAUCGGAACGCGAAUGUCGCCGCGUUGGUUGCGGCGGCGGACAGUGGGCGGCGGGGGGAAUCCCAAAACGAUGAUGCGAAUAACGAUGGUGGUGGCAUGGUGGAAACGGUGGUUAGGGCCAGCAUGCGCUUUGAAUCAUAAAGUGCCCCCGCGGCUCGCGAAGCGAAGCGAAGUGAAGGUGGCGCGAGGUUUGGUCCUACGGCCACGCGUCACUGCGCUACCCGCUAUGAAUAGUGAUUGUUGUUCGAGAAGUCGUCGGGACGGACGAACGGAGGGAGGAGCGGAAUGUGUGGGUGGAUGGGUGCCGGUGUUUGGUGGUGUGCUUGUGGUCGAGUGAAUGCGGCGGUGUUGGGAUACUGGGAUUGCUGAAAGGACGAAGCUUUCUCUCCGUGGACUUGAAAAUGUGAUUCUUCUACUCGCGACAGGCGAGUUCUUUCCGGCUCGAAUCUCGGAAGCGAAACGAUGGGCUAAACUGGGGUGGUUCUGUAACCUUUGUACGCUGACUGUAGAAUAUUUGGCACUAAAUUUUUCCUUCGCAGUUUUUUUAUGUGUGAUUUUAAAACAUGGUGAAUUGUGCAAAAAUAUUGCUCGUCGUCUCUAAUAUCGACAGUUGUCUUCAUUGCCGAAUAAUCAAAGAGAGUUAGAGCACUAUUUUUACAAUGGGAUGUUAUUUAAUCUAUGAAGGGUAAUACGGUCAAAAAGAAGUCAAAUAAUAUUUAUUUUGGAAAAAUGGUUUUAUCAUUGAUAUCAUGAAACUGUUUGUUUCCAAUAAUAUGAAUUGCAAUUGACCCAGACUAUUUCAGUGGUUGUGUUCCAAAUUUUAUUUAUAUCCUUUAUUUAUUUUCGUCCUUGAAAUGAGAGUCCGAAAGACUAUCAAAAUACUCACGGCAGCUAUGAUUUCCUCAUUCUAAGAAAUUCACACGGUAGGUUUUUCACGAUGUGAGAAUGUUUUUUUUGACGUAGAACUACGUCUUUCAAAAAGGGUGCUAAAUCAGAAAACAGGUCACGUUUUUAUGAAAUAGAGUUAACGAACGAAUACUCAUGAUUUGCAUACCAAUCGAAUCGGUAAUUCUCUAAGAUUUGUUUGAUAUAUUUAUAUAUACAUUAUACAUUACAGUUCGCUAAUCUCUAAACGGUUUAAAUUCGUGGAAACUGAAAGCAUUUUUUCCCCAUACAUUUGUUCUACCGAUUUGUAUACUGACCCUACCCGUAUUUCGAAUGCUUAUAACUCGAACAUUUCUUAAUAGAUCGGAAAGAUGAUUACAUCAAUUGAUAGGAAAUAUUUCUAAGCGUCUAUCACAAUUAAUAAAAUGUUUCUUUUCAUGAGAUGAACAACUGAAUAACUGUGAAAUGUCAAGCGUUAUCUAAACACUUUAACUGCCAAGUUUUGAUGGGCCCGAUUUACGGUUUCCCCAACACAGACUUCAAAAUCGAUGUACCUGUGGAAAUCCGCUUUGAAAAUAUACAUGCAAGUUGUGUGGUAUUUUUGUUCGCACCGAGCUGUGUUUCCCAAACACGGACUUCAAAAUCAAUGUGCCUGGGGGAAUCUGCUUUGUCAAAACAUGCAAGUCGGUGGUAUUUUUUGGUGUUGAGUGCUUUUGUUCUCGCUUGUCGUUGUACAGACCGGAAUAUGUUUCCCUAAAACGUACUUCUAGAUUGAAAAGCCUGGGAAAUCGUCGUUUCAGAAACAGUUUGGUAUAUUAUUCUCUAUCAGUUUACCAGCCUAGGCCUACCAGUUUUAAGUUGUUCGAAUUUCAAAUGAAAACUGAAGUAGUAACAAUAAAAAAAACCUUAUUUUAAAAAUAUCGAUGCAUUCUAAUAUAAUAUUCGAAGUGGUAAACAAGUGGAUUGCAUGAUAUAAUUGCGUAGUUCUACGUCAAAAAUGCGGUCGUGUCCUAGAUACAACCCCUUAUAUUGUUUUUUUCUUUCUUCAUUAAAGAGAUUUUCAGCCAAAGGCUGGUUCAUCUCUAACAGAAUAGUUAGAAAACGGAGUGAGCUGGAUUUGCCGAAUAGAGUUGAUGCAUUUGUACUUAAAUUCACUUGAAGGGCUGAAACAACAAAAUUAAAUUGAAGAAAAAUUCGUGAACUAUGGUAUUUCUUCAUAGAAUUAUCUCACGUUUCGUUCAGUAGUUCAAUUAACACGCCCCGUCACCUAGAUAUGGGUGACACUUUCCUCGUUCAAAUUUAAUAAGAUUUUUAAAAGGAAUUUCAGGGUGUCGACUACCUUGAAAAACCUUGCAAAUCAGGCAAUAUCAGGGAAUUCAAAAAGUAUCAGGGAAAAUCAGGGAAUAUCAGAGAAUUUCGUCACCAACCUGGAAAAAAUGCAAUUCCGCAGAUUAGAAUUUUUAUUAUUGCAGUAAUUAAACAGUUAAUGGUACCAAAACAAUUGUAUUUGACUAGUUUGACUAUCACUUACUUAUGCAAUCAGUGCAUGCCGUUCAACUUCAACACAUUCCCUUUUUCCCUUCGAAAACUAUCGAUAAAUUCAUGCUUCAAAACCAUGUUAUCAAAGUUCUUGUGGAGGUACAAAGAUUAUGUGGUGUCCGGAAAGAGUUAUGUGUCACAAAUCACUCCGCACUGCUUAAAAAGACAUGGUUGUAAUGAUUCAUGACAGCCAGAAAGCUAAGGAAUUGCUCCGUAUUCUAAAUCUGACCUCAAUAAAACAUUGCAUAAUACAAGCUAUACAUUGUCGUUGGUUUCGACGAAUCUUUUAACAAGAAUACACAUGAGCUGCAAAUGGAUCUAAGUAACAGAUUUUGGGAUGAAGAAUAGAAGGAGAUGGCCAAUCGAUGCGUGACGUCAAAAUUUUUGGGAUUUCUCAAGUAUCAGAUGAACUUGCAGCUUUGGAAGAAGACCUGGAAAAUAUAUCAUUAAAUAAACUUCCUCUGGUGUCGAUAAAAGGCACGAACAUGAAUUAAUCAUUUUACGCGAAUUUCGAAAUAGAGAAGAAAAAGUCUUGAAUUUGGGUACUUUCGGAUUGUAUAUUUUAUACAGGUUGGGCUCAGAAAAUUUGACAAACAAAUACCGCAAUUUCUUCUGAGAUGUGAUGCUCUGGUUUGAAAGCUUAAGAAGCGUUAAUGUAAUCUUCGGUGAAAGCCGUAUCUUCUCUUGAUCCUUUCAUCAUUGAUUACUAUCAACAAAUGGCUAGAAAACGAUUCGACUUACACUGAAACAAUAUUGCUUGCAACAACAGCAAUAAGUUUGAAAUAAUAGAGCAAUUCCAAAAUAAAUCGACAAAUGACAAAACAUGAGUAUUUUUGAUGCGAAUGAAAGUUUGUAUUCCGUUUGGGUUGGAGGAAAAAUGAGUUUUCCACAGCAUUUGGGAAUUUUUUGACUCAAGUGUAACUUUUGAAAAGGUCUAUAGAUUUUAGUAAGAGAAAUCUUUGAUCAUUUAUAUCUCAAAAGUUAUGAGUCCUACCGAAAUAGUGUCUUAGAAAAAGUUAUAGAGUAUUGAUGUCCAAACGUGAAAAAAAAGUACACUGAGAAAAAAAUUAGUACCUUUUUUUUUAUUUACAAAAAAAACAUUAAUUUGCAAUAUCUAAAAUACAUAUUUUUUAUAUUUUAAAUA
Messenger RNA from Toxorhynchites rutilus septentrionalis, 8503 nucleotides. RefSeq names its product mucin-2-like. The coding region runs from base 1303 to 5076 and encodes 1257 amino acids. Lineage: Eukaryota; Metazoa; Arthropoda; Insecta; Diptera; Culicidae. The transcript has 6 exons. The record is from RefSeq and is a predicted model, not a curated record.